Molecule: messenger RNA, 1359 nt
Organism: Vanessa atalanta (red admiral)
Lineage: Eukaryota; Metazoa; Arthropoda; Insecta; Lepidoptera; Nymphalidae
Product: katanin p60 ATPase-containing subunit A-like 2
Exons: 8
Coding region: 1-1359 (452 amino acids)
Molecular function (GO): protein binding; ATP hydrolysis activity; ATP binding
Source: RefSeq, a predicted model, not a curated record
AUGUCGGGAGUGAAUCGUCCUUUGAGUCGGAUGAGGAAACUCGAAACUAAAGAAGCUCUAUUUCGUACUAGAAAACGAAUCUUGAAAUAUCUAGUUCUCGGUUUUCUGAAGCAGGAAGGAUAUUUAAACACAGCUGAUACCUUCGCGUCCGAGGCUGCUCUCACAGACGAAUACACGCUGUGCGAUAACAUCGACUUGGAUAUUAUUUUACAGGACUAUUGCAGUUAUUAUCUAAUCAGGUUCAACAAACAACCCCAGUUUUGUCGUAAAGUCGACGAGCAACCGGUUAGGCGUCCGCAGACAAGGAGAACUAGACAGGAACUCGUAGUGGAGAAAGUGGACCCUGAACCUGAUCUUCCGGGCACAUUUACAGUGACUAAGUUGUUGAAGGAUAAUUUAUUAGCGAAUGCCGAAGCCCCAAUUUCAGCGUUGGAAAGGAAACCAAUAGCAGGUUACUUGUCUGGUAUAUCACAAGAGAAGAAGCAAAUUGUAGAAUUACUAUAUCAAGAUAUUAUCAGGCCGUCUGGCGUAUCCUGGGAUGAUAUCAAGGGCUUGACUGCGGCCAAGAGUAUUUUAAUGGAGUCUGUCGUAUACCCUGUGAGAUUUCCCGAAGUAUUUACUGGCCUGCUCGAGCCCUGGCGAGCGGUGCUGCUGCACGGCCCCCCGGGGACGGGGAAGACGAUGUUGGCGCGCGCCGUCGCCAGCGAGAGCGGCUGCACGUUCUUCAACAUAACCUGCAGCACCGUCGUCAACAAAUGGCGGGGAGAAUCAGAGAAAAUUGUGAAGGUGCUGUUCGACAUGGCGUCGUACUACGCGCCGUCCAUCAUAUUCAUAGACGAGGCGGAGUCGCUGGCGGCGGCGCGCGGCGCAGGCGCGCACGAGGCGUCGCGCCGCCUCACGGCGCAGCUGCUCGCCGACAUCGACGGCGUCGUGCGCCGGGACGGGGUCGUGUUCCUGCUGGUCAACUCGAACAUACCUUGGGAAAUAGAUUCAGCGAUGUUAAGAAGAUUGGAAAAGCGUAUAUACAUACCCUUACCUGAUUUUAAGACAAGAGUAGAAUUGUUUCAAUCCUUUCUCUCUAGCAAGAACAUAGAACUCGUACCAAAUGUUGAUUUUGAGGAGUUGUCCGCUAAAACUGAGGGUUAUUCGGGAAGUGACGUGAAACUCGUCUGCAAGGAGGCUUUGAUGGCUAACGUUCGGAAAAUGUUGCCCAAUAUGGGAGGCAACACAGGACAAUCAAAUCGCAAAGAUAAGCUAUCUCUAUCGGAUAUUCUUACAGCGAUAGAGAGGACGAAACCGAUUUCCAAAAAUCUUGCAAGGAAGCACGAAGAAUGGCAAAAGGAAAUGGGAUCGGCUUAG